AUGGUGAACACUAAACAGGCUCUCGCCUUUCUAGGCAGUGCCUCUUGUGCUAUAGCCCAGCCUUCAUACGUGUCUCAUCCUGAAAGAGCCGAUGCUGUUAAGGCGGCGUUCCAACGUUCUUGGGAUGGCUACUACCAAUAUGCGUUCCCUAACGACACUUUAAGGCCUAUCUCAAAGACAUACCAAAAUGAUCGAAAUGGAUGGGGAGCCAGCGCGGUUGAUGCCAUCUCUACGGCUCUCGUAAUGGAAAAUGGAGAUGUGAUCAAUGCUAUUGUAGACCAUAUCCAGUCCAUUAACUUUAAUGCUACUGCUCCCGGCUCAGAAAGUGUCUCUGUAUUUGAAACUACUAUCCGCUACUUGGGCGGUCUCCUCUCAGCAUACGAUUUUCUGAAUGGUCCUCUAAAGCAAUACGCAAAGGAUCAAUCUUCGAUUGACAAAAUUCUUCAGCAAGCAAUUAAUCUAGCUGAUAUCCUCAGCGUGACUUUCGACACCCCUAGCGGAGUUCCUAUAAACACACUAAUCUACAGCUCAGAUGGGUAUCACGUCGGUAGUGAUACCACCAAUGGUAUUGCCACUAUUGGAACUUUGGUACUGGAGUGGACUCACUUGAGUGACAUCACGGGAGAUGAUAAAUAUGCAAAGUUAACACAGGUCGCUGAGGACUACCUUCUCAACGUACGUAAUCCAGAUGUAGGCGAGCCGUAUCCUGGAUUGAUCGGAACCAAUGUCAAAGUUUCCGAUGGCACCUUCGCAGACUCCAGCGGUGGCUGGAAUGGCGGCACGGAUUCAUUCUACGAGUAUCUCAUCAAGAUGUAUGUCUACGACCAAGACCGCUUCGGCGUUUAUAAAGAUCGAUGGAUUGCCGCCGCCGACUCUAGCAUCGAGUAUCUAGCAUCUAACCCGACCAGUCGCCCCGAUAUGACAUUCCUUGCUGCCUACGGUGGAUAUGACCAGCUAGAAUUUGUGUCAACUCAUCUUGCGUGCUUCGACGGAGGCAGCUUCAUUCUCGGCGGCUUAACCCUCGACAAUGAUAAGUACACCAAAUUCGGACUCGAACUUGUGAAUGCCUGUCACGAGACCUACCUUGCGACCGUCACCGGUAUUGGACCGGAAGUUUUCUACUGGCAAGACAGCAAUGUAGCAACCAAUGCUAGUAAUAAUGGCCCGCCCCCACAGGAUUCCGCUAGCUUCUAUGAGACUGCUGGCUUCUGGAUCCCAUCCGGCGGCGGGAGUUACGUGCUGCGGCCCGAGGUCGUCGAAAGCUUCUACUACGCGUACCGCGCGACUGGAGAUACCAAGUACCAGGAUUGGGCUUGGGAGGCGUUCCAAAACAUCAAUAAGACAUGCAGCGCAGGUGUCGGAUACAGCUCCAUCCAGAACGUGAAUGCCGAAGGUGGCGGUGGAUUCGACGAUUUCCAGGAGAGCUUCUGGUUCGCCGAGGUCCUGAAGUAUAGUUACUUAAUCCAGGCGGACGACGCGGCGUGGCAGGUCAAUGCUGGCCACGACAACACGUGGGUUUUCAACACGGAAGCGCACCCUUUCCUAGUUAAAGGCCAACCAAUCUAG
Messenger RNA from Daldinia childiae, 1566 nucleotides. RefSeq names its product putative mannosyl-oligosaccharide alpha-1,2-mannosidase 1B. Lineage: Eukaryota; Fungi; Ascomycota; Sordariomycetes; Xylariales; Hypoxylaceae. Gene Ontology annotation, cellular component: endoplasmic reticulum; Golgi membrane. Gene Ontology annotation, molecular function: mannosyl-oligosaccharide 1,2-alpha-mannosidase activity; calcium ion binding. Bases 1 to 1566 code for a protein of 521 amino acids. The record is from RefSeq and is a predicted model, not a curated record. Gene Ontology annotation, biological process: N-glycan processing; carbohydrate metabolic process. The transcript has 3 exons.